Molecule: messenger RNA, 1635 nt
Organism: Orbicella faveolata
Lineage: Eukaryota; Metazoa; Cnidaria; Anthozoa; Scleractinia; Merulinidae
Source: RefSeq, a predicted model, not a curated record
ACAAAUUUCUCGUCAUCGUAAAUUUCUUAUACUACCGCCACGGGGUUUGUGCGGGAUUAAUGGAAUUGCCAGGAGUGGAAGUCACGUGAGCAAUGGCCGAGAGCGGCCAAGUUUUCUGAGCGGGAAGAAAUCUUUCCCUUUGCGAACCUGGAAUCGUUAUUUAAGUUUGCCUCCGAGACAAAUGCCUAUUGCAAAAGGUAAAAAGAACAAGAGAGGUGCAAGAGGUUCUACAGAGGAAGAAAUAUCUGCGUCAAAGCGCCCGAACAUGGCGGCCGACAACGCACAGAGCGAAAAAGAAGUCGAAGAAGUAGAAGAGGUUGACACUACAAAAGAACCCAACCUUUACGAUAUCCAAACUUUACUCAUUAGCAUACAAAGAACCACAGAAAAUACCCUCAAGGAGAACAACAAACUCUCGAACGAAGUUGGUGAACUGAAGUCGUCGCUUAGGAGAUUGGAAAACGAGCUGUUGGCGACAAAGACCGUGCUAAGCGAUGUGCAAAACACCAACAAGGAACUGAGAAUCGAACUUGACGCAGCUAAACGAAAUAUCUCACUGCAAAGAGAUGAACUAAAUGAACUGUACGAUGAUUUGGACGAUUUGGAGCGAUACUCGAGAAAGAACUCGUUCGAGAUUGUCGGUAUUCCUGAAAGUAUUCGUGAAAAUGAAGGUGCAGUACUCAAAAUCGCCAAUGCGUUGUGUACAUGUGUUCCAGUAAAACUCGACGAUAUCGACAUCUGCCAUCGAGUGAAAAGAAAGAAAUCCAGCCCAAUUAUUAUACGUUUCGUUAGUCAUAAAGUGAAAUCUUCUCUUUAUAAACAGAGAGUUCGACUGAGAAAUGUACAGUUUGCCGAUAUAUUUCUGGAUGCUACAGCAGCAGAUCGAGUUCAAGCCAGCAAGAUUUUCAUCAGUGAAAAUCUUACGGCAUUCCGCAGAGAGUCGGUGGGAAAAGCUAAUGCUAGGAAAGAAGAGUUAUCGCUGCUAGGAGUGUGGACCAUCGACGGUAAAGUGUUUGUGAAGACAUUCCCUGAGGGGAGACCUAUUCGAAUUUAUUCUGAGCAUGAUUUAAAUAACCUCUAGAUCUUUUGAACGGUUACGGUAGGAUAUGUCAAGACAUGUCGAAAAUUGUGUCGUCUUAUUUAUUCUGUUUCUCAAGGUUACUUCCCACCUUCAGAGGCCAAAAAAAUCGUUUUUUCUUUUAUUGGACAAAUUUUAAGCUCGUCAUUUUAUCUAGUGUUUCCAAAAGAAAAACAUUAAAAAUCUCAAAAAGCGGCCGAUUUAUUUAGAAAAAACGUAUUUUCAAAUAAAGUUAAUAAACUAGGAAGGUGUCACAAUCUCGUCAACGGACGAGAACCCUGGGGAAAUUUUCGCGGCAAACGCUCAUUGCUCGUAUUUCAUGUCAUUUGCAUAUUCUUAUUUACAUCACGCACUUGACAAAAAUUCCCACGUGGAAACUCUUUACGCUAACUCCUAUGGAAAAAUCAAAAACAGAAAAAAGUCCUUGGGUAAAGAAAACGAAAAAAACCGACCCAAAGAAGAAAGAAAAAGCUCCAUAUUAUCAAGGAAAGAGAAGAAAACCUUGCCGAAAGCGACAAAGGCUGUUGGUUUGGCCAAACGCCUUCGACAAUCUCGAC